AUGAAGUUAAUCGAAUUUGUUUCUUCAAUUUUAUUUGCUAAUUUUACAUGCUUAUCUUUAGUUUAAAACUAAUAUGGCUUUUCGAUUCCAAAUAUAUCAUUAUUUUUGCUUGGUUUAUGGAUUUAAUCACCUUUAUUAUUGUAUUACUUGAUAAAAACAUAUCUAAAGUAUUCUCUUGCAUACAUUUUAUUGAAAAAGUGUUAAGUAUUUCAUUUAAAGUAAAUGUGCAAUUUCAUAAGAUCACAAUAGUUAUUCAUUUUGAAGUUAAAUAGAUUAAUUUAUAUUACAUUCCAGCUAUGUAAAUAAUUAUAUCUAUUGGAUUGUUUCUUCAUUAAGUUUUAUAAAAAGAUUAAAACAAAAGAAAGCAUCUCAUUGUAUGAUCAUUUAUUUAUUUAGAUUGCUCAUUCCUAUUCAAUUCUUUAUAUCAUUUAAUUGUUAUUAUUAUCUCUAAAAUGGAAUUAAGUUUUUAUUUACUCAUAUUAUUAAACCUUUAUCAUUACUUGGACAGCCCUAGGGAUUAAUAUAUUUUUAAUUAUUUUACUACUUAUCUCUUUAGUAGAAAACUGUUUUAUUAAAGACAUGCCUGAAAUUAAUGGUAAUCUAUUAUGAUAUUAAGGAUCAAUCAUUCUCUGGUUAAUCUAUUAUAUUUUUGGAUUAACAAUUAUCCCAUUCUUUCUUUUAAAAGAAAUAUGCUAAUUUUAUGAAAAAGAUACUAUCUAAAUUAAUAUAAGAAUAGCUGGCAUUACUGUCUUGAUUUCUAUCAUUCUAUACCUGAUCUCAUUUAUUUUCUUUACCAAUAAAGUCAGAAAAUAAUUGAUGUAUUUUACUGAUAAUAAUAUAAUAGAAUAGUUUUAUAGUUAGAAAAUAGAUAAACUCGAAUUUAAAUACCAAAAUCUCCAUAAAUUGAUGUACCAAAAAAGAAAUGGAUUAAACUCAAAAUUCCAAUCAUGUUUAUUCGAGUUUCGGCUUCAUUUUAUAAAUUAGUAUCAAAGAAAACUAUAAAUGAAAUAAACAAUAGAAAUAUUAGUUCAAUUCCAAUUUGCAGUGAUGUUUUAAGACCAGAUUCCCUUAAUUUUAAAUAAUCUCCUUGUUUAACAAUGAUGAAAUAAAUAAAAUCUAUUUAAAAAGAUUAAGAUUCCUGUGAUAUUUGUUUAAUAUGCUUUGAAAAUGAACCAGAUGUUAUUUUACAUCCUUGUAAUCAUGGAGGUAUUUGUACAAAUUGCUCUGAAAAUAUUAUGAAAACAACAAAGUAAUGCUUCUUAUGUAGAACAGAAAUCAAAUACACUUUAAAAUUAAAUUAAAAAGUUGGAGAAAUCUUAGAAGUCACAGAUGUUUAAAAGGUUUGA
This is a messenger RNA of Paramecium sonneborni, 1346 nucleotides long. The record is from the annotation of a GenBank genome assembly. Lineage: Eukaryota; Ciliophora; Oligohymenophorea; Peniculida; Parameciidae.